UUGAGGAAGCCAUGAGCUCUGGGGAAGGAGAGGACGUGUGUAAGGACGGAGCAGAUGUAGCGGCGCUCUUCAGACCCGGGUUCAACAGAAAUGAGGAGAUGAAGGCCAUCGAAGUGCUGCCUAUUCUGAAAGAGAAAGUGGCGUUUUUAUCAGGAGGUCGUGACAGACGAGGAGGCCCGGUUCUCACGUUCCCAGCCAGGACCAACCAUGACAGAAUAAGACAGGAGGAUCUGCGACGCCUCAUUGCCUACCUCGCAGGCAUCCCCAGCGAGGAGGUCAGCAGGCAUGGAUUCACUGUCAUUGUGGACAUGCGAGGCUCCAAAUGGGACUCCAUCAAGCCCCUGCUGAAGAUCCUGCAGGAGUCUUUCCCAUCCUGCAUCCACGUCGCGCUCAUCAUCAAACCCGACAACUUCUGGCAGAAGCAGAGGACCAACUUCGGCAGCUCUAAGUUCGAGUUUGAGACCAUAAUGGUAUCUCUGGAGGGCUUGUCUAAGGUGGUGGACCCAUCACAGCUGACAGCCGAUCUGGAGGGAAGUCUGGACUAUGAUCAUGACGAGUGGAUUGAGGUGCGUGUGGCCUUUGAGGAGUUUGCAGGAAAUGUGGCACGUGCACUCGCCCGCCUCAAGGAGCUCCAGGAACUGGUGUCACGCCGUGAGCUCCCUGGUGACCUGGAGUUGGCACGAUGCGCCAUGGAUGAGCACAGUGCUCUCAAGAAACGUGUAGCAAAGGCUCCCACUGAGGAACUGGAAGCUGAGGGCCAACGGCUGCUGCAGCGUGUGCAGGCCGGCAUGAAGACCGGUGGAGACGUACAGGGCCUGACGCCCAGGGUCUCAGGUCUGCUGGAGGAACUGCGCACUUCUCGGCACCACCUGCAACAGGCUUGGCAUGGGAGAAAGGUCAAACUGGACCAGUGCUUCCAGCUGCGGCUCUUUGAACAAGAUGCUGAGAAGAUGUUUGACUGGAUCGUUCAUAACAAGGGUCUUUUCCUGACCAGUUACACCGAAAUUGGGGCCAACCAUCAACAUGUAUUGGAGCUGCAGACCCAGCACAACCACUUCGCUAUGAACUGCAUGAAUGUGUAUGUGAACAUUAGCCGCAUCGUAGCAGUGGGCAAGCGGCUUCUGGAGGGUGGGCACUACGCUGCAAUGCAGAUCCAGCAGCUCUCAGCACAGCUCGAACGAGAGUGGAAGGCCUUCGCUUCAGCGCUGGAUGAGAGAAGUGCCAUGCUGGAGAUGUCGGCCAGCUUCCACCAGAAAGCAGACCAGUACCUGAGUAAUGUAGAGUCGUGGUGUAAGGCAUGUGGUGAGGGUGAACUCCCCUCAGAGCUACAGGACAUGGAAGAUACCAUUCACCGCCACCAAAGUCUCUACGAACACGUCACAGCUGCUUACUCAGAGGUGAGUCAAGAUGGGAAAGCCCUGUUGGACAAACUCCAGCGCCCUUUGACUCAAGGCAGCGCUGAUUCAUUAACAGCAUCAGCCAACUACUCCAAGGCAGUGAACCACGUCCUGGACAUCAUCCAUGAGGUGCUGCACCAUCAGCGACAGCUGGAGAACAUCUGGCAGCACCGCAAACUCCGCCUGCACCAGCGCCUGCAGCUCUGUGUCUUCCAACAAGAUGUGCAACAGGUGCUGGACUGGAUCGAGAAUCAUGGCGAGGCAUUCCUCAGUAAGCACACGGGCGUGGGGAAGUCACUGCACCGAGCUCGGGCUCUGCAGAAACGCCAUGAAGAUUUUGAAGAGGUGGCACAGAACACAUACACUAACGCUGAUAAGCUGCUGGAAGCAGCCGAACAGCUGGCCCAGACCGGAGAGUGUGACCCAGAAGAGAUCUACCAGGCUGCUCACCAGUUACAGGACCGGAUCCAGGACUUUGUGAGGCGUGUGGAGCAGAGAAAAGUCCUGCUGGACAUGUCCGUGGCCUUCCAUACUCAUGGCAAGGAGUUGUGGACGUGGUUGGAGGAGCUGCAGAAGGAACUGCUAGAUGAUGUGUACGCUGAGUCGGUGGAGGCCGUGCAGGAUCUGAUCAAGCGCUUCGGGCAGCAGCAGCAGACCACACUGCAGGUUACCAUCAACGUCAUCAAAGAGGGCGAGGAGCUCAUCCAGCAGCUCAGAGACUCUGCCAUCUCCAGUAAUAAAACGCCGCACAACAGCUCGAUGGCACAUAUUGAAAGUGUGCUGCAGCAGCUGGAUGAAGCUCAGGCUCGUAUGGAAGAGCUUUUUCAGGAGAGGAAGAUCAAACUGGAGCUCUUCCUCCAGCUGCGCAUCUUUGAGAGGGAUGCCAUUGAUGUGAUCUCGGACCUGGAGUCCUGGAGUGAUGAGUUGUCUCAGCAGCUCGGGGAGUUUGACACUGAGGAGUUGACAGUGGCUGAGCAGAGGCUUCAGCAGCACGCAGAGAAAGCGCUCACUAUGAACAACCUGACAUUCCACGCCAUCCACCAGGGCCAGGAGCUGCUGCAGUUUGUCACUGAAGUGCAGGCCUCAGGUAUUGAGUUGUUGUGUGAUCGGGAUGUGGACAUGGCCACACGUGUUCAGGACCUGCUGGACUUCCUGCAUGAGAAGCAGCAGGAGCUGGACGCGGCGGCUGAACAACACCGCCGUCACCUGGAGCAGUGUGUCCAGCUGCGCCACCUACAGGCUGAGGUCAAACAGGUCCUGGGAUGGAUCCGUAAUGGUGAAUCCAUGUUGAACGCCGGCUUGAUCACGGCCAGUUCUCUGCAGGAGGCUGAGCAGCUACAGAGGGAACACGAGCAGUUCCAGCAUGCCAUUGAGAAGACACACCAGAGUGCACUGCAGGUGCAGCAGAAGGCUGAGGCCAUGCUACAGGCGGCUCAUUAUGAUGCCGAGACCAUCCGUGAGUGUGCUGAGAAGGUGGCAUCUCACUGGCAGCAACUCAUGCUCAAGAUGGAGGACCGACUCAAACUGGUCAACGCCUCAGUGGCUUUCUACAAAACUUCAGAGCAGGUUUGCAGUGUAUUAGAGAGUCUGGAGCAGGAGUACAAGCGUGAGGAGGACUGGUGCGGAGGAUCCGAUAAGCUUGGGCCGAACUCUGAGUCGGAUCACGUGACCCCGAUGAUCAGCAAACACCUGGAGCAGAAGGAGGCCUUCCUCAAGGCAUGCACACUGGCACGACGCAAUGCAGACGUGUUCAUGAAGUACCUGCACAGGAACAGUGUCAACAUGCCGGGCAUGCUGGCACAGAUCAAAGCUCCAGAACAACAAGUCAAGAAUAUCCUGAAUGAGCUGCUGCAGAGGGAGAACAGAGUACUUCACUUCUGGACAAUGAGGAAAAGGAGGCUCGACCAGUGCCAGCAGUAUGUGGUGUUUGAGCGCAGUGCAAAGCAGGCUCUAGAGUGGAUCCAUGAUACAGGCGAGUUCUACUUGUCUACACACACAUCGACGGGCUCCAGCAUCCACCACACACAGGAGCUGCUGAAGGAGCAUGAGGAGUUUCAGAUCACAGCCAAGCAAACCAAAGAGCGGGUGAAGCUGUUGAUCCAGCUGGCAGAUGGCUUUUGUGAAAAGGGCCACUCCCAUGCGGGCGAGAUCAAGAAAUGGGUGGUAUCAGUGGACAAGCGCUACCGUGACUUUUCACUCCGUAUGGACAAAUACCGCUGCUGUCUGGAAAAAGCACUGGGGAUAUCCUCUGAUUCCAACAAGAGUAAAGACUUGCAGCUGGACAUCAUUUCGGCGAGUGCGCCUGGAGCUGAGGUCAGGCUCCGAGACGCCAAUCAUGAGCUCAAUGAGGAGAAGCGCAAGUCUGCUCGGCGAAAAGAGUUCAUAAUGGCCGAGCUGAUUCAGACAGAGAAGGCCUAUGUCAGAGAUCUGCGCGAGUGCAUGGACACAUAUCUUUGGGAGAUGACGAGCGGUGUGGAGGAGAUUCCACCAGGGAUUGUCAACAAAGAGCACAUCAUAUUCGGCAACAUGCAGGACCUCUAUGAGUUCCACCAUAACAUUUUCCUGAAAGAGCUGGAGAAAUACGAGCAGCUGCCUGAAGAUGUUGGUCAUUGCUUUGUUACGUGGGCGGACAAGUUCCAAAUGUACGUGAACUACUGUAAGAACAAGCCGGACUCCACUCAGCUUAUCUUGGAUCACGCUAGCUCCUACUUUGACGAGAUCCAGCAGAGGCACAGGCUGGCAAAUUCCAUCUCCUCCUAUCUCAUUAAACCUGUGCAGAGAAUCACCAAGUACCAGCUGCUCCUCAAGGAACUUCUGACAUGCUGUGAGGAGGGUAAAGGUGAGAUCAAGGACGGCCUGGAGGUCAUGCUCAGUGUGCCCAAGAAAGCCAAUGAUGCCAUGCACCUGAGCAUGCUAGAAGGUUUCGAUGAGAAUCUCGAGUCUCAGGGAGAGCUCAUCCUGCAGGAAUCUUUCCAGGUGUGGGACCCCAAGACGUUGAUCCGCAAGGGCCGAGAUCGCCACCUCUUCCUGUUUGAAAUGUCCCUCAUCUUCAGCAAAGACGUCAAAGACUCCAACGGCAGGAGCAAGUACCUCUAUAAGAGCAAGCUACUGACUUCUGAAUUAGGAGUGACAGAGCAUGUGGAAGGAGAUCCGUGUAAAUUUGCACUCUGGGUCGGACGCACGCCUACGUCAGACAACAAGAUCGUCCUGAAGGCCUCCAGUAUUGAAAAUAAGCAGGAGUGGAUCAAACACGUACGGGAGGUGAUUCAGGAACGUACCAUUCACCUGCGGGGGGCUCUGAAAGAACCCAUCCCCAUCCCCAAAACCACCACAGGAGCAAAACUGAAGGGAAGAAGAGAAGGGGAGGAGUUGGACAGUCAGGGUGAUGUGAGCAGCCAGCCAGACACGAUCUCCAUUGCAUCCCGCACCUCCCAGAACACCCUAGACAGUGACAAGCUGUCUGGUGGCUGCGAGUUGACGGUGGUCAUCCAUGACUUCAUGGCCAGUAAUGGCUCGGAGCUGAGCGUGAGGCGAGGUCAGACUGUGGAGGUGUUGGAGAGGUCUCAAGACAAACCCGAUUGGUGCCUGGUGCGCACCACCGACCGCUCACCUGCCCAGGAAGGCUUGGUGCCCAGCACCAUGCUCUGCAUUGCCCACUCCCGCAGCAGUAUGGAGAUGGAAGGGAUCUUCAACCAUAAAGACACCCUCUCCGUGUCCAGUAAUGAUGGCGGAAUAUCAGGCAGCGCCACCCUGCAGCCAGGGCACCUGCAUGGCUCACCAGGUGCCAAGCGUCCAGGAAAUACCCUGCGCAAGUGGCUGACGAGCCCAGUGCGGCGUCUCAGCAGCGGUAAAGCAGAUGGACACGCCAAGAAACUCGCACAUAAACACAAGAAGAACCGCAAGAGCGGUGAAUCACAGAGGGACUCUGAUGAUAACGCAGCGACACCACAGGAUGAGACUGUCGAGGAGAGGAUGAGAUACGAGGGCCUGAGCAGUGGCACACUUUCCAAAUCAUCCUCUUCAGGUAUGCAGAGCUGCGGAGAGGAAGAGGGUGAAGAGGGCGCCGACGCCGUACCCCUGCCGCCACCAAUGGCCAUCCAGCAGCACAGCCUCCUUCAUCAGGACUCACAGGAUGAAAAGGCUUCCCGUCUUUCCGGCCGGCCCAGCAGUUCAGAGACCCCCAGUGCUGCUGAACUUGUCAGCGCCAUAGAGGAACUCGUUAAAAGCAAGAUGAGUCUGGAUGAUCGGCCAAGUUCCCUCUCAGUUGAGCACGCAGACAGCAACAGUCCCUCCUGUAAUCCUUCAGAUAACUCUCUGCUCUCCUCUUCUUCACCUGUGAAGGAGAUGGAUGAACGCAAGACGGGCAUCCUCAAGAAGCGGCACUAUGUGCUUUUGGAGCUGGUCGAGACAGAGCGAGACUAUGUUAGAGACUUGGGUGCAGUGGUGGAGGGCUACAUGAGCCGGAUGAAGGAGGAAGGUGUUCCAGAUGACAUGAAGGGCAAAGACAAGAUUGUAUUCGGAAACAUUCAUCAGAUCUAUGACUGGCACAAAGACUUCUUCCUGGGCGAACUGGAAAAGUGCCUGGAGGAUCCCAAUCGGCUAGCGCCCUUGUUCAUCAAACAAGAGCGCCGGUUACACAUGUACAUCGUCUACUGCCAGAACAAGCCCAAAUCUGAGCACAUCGUCUCUGAGUACAUAGAUACAUAUUUUGAAGAUCUUAAGCAACGCUUAGGCCAUAGGCUGCAGAUCACAGACCUGCUUAUCAAACCUGUGCAGAGGAUCAUGAAGUACCAGCUCCUGCUAAAGGAUUUUCUAAAAUUCUCCAAAAAGGCUGGCGUUGAUUCUGCAGAAUUAGAGAAAGCAGUGGAGGUCAUGUGUGUUGUGCCCAAACGCUGCAAUGACAUGAUGAAUGUGGGACGUCUCCAAGGCUUUGAUGGCAAAAUUGUAGCUCAGGGCCGGCUCCUCCUCCAAGACACAUUCAUGGUGUCAGAUCAGGACUCCAGCCUACUCUCCCGGGCCAAGGAGAGGCGCGUCUUCCUCUUUGAACAGAUUGUCAUCUUCAGUGAGCCACUGGAUAAGAAGAAGGGCUUCUCUACUCCAGGCUAUCUGUUCAGGAAUAGCAUCAAGGUCAGUUGGUUGGGCCUGGAGGAGAGUUCAGACAGCGACCCCUGCAGGUUCACUCUCACAUCAAGGUCAUCCACAGGGUGCACCGAGCACUUCAUUCUCCACUCGUCCAGCCCAGCUGUUUGUCAUGCUUGGGUCCAGCAGAUCAGCAGCAUCCUGGAGAACCAGAGGAAUUUCCUCAAUGCACUAACAUCUCCCAUCGAGUACCAGCGGAACCAUGUGGGCGCGAGCACUUCCAACCCGAGCACCAGCGUCGCCGUCGGCUCCCGACCUCGUGGAUCCAGAAUCCCCCAACCCAUGCAGCCCCACCCCCCAUCAGCCUCAGGUACGUUUCCUGAGACGUUCGGAACACGUCCGCUCAAGGUCCCCUUGAAUGAGCAGCGUGAGGAGGCUCAUUCAGUCCCUCGAGCUGCAGUGUCCCCAUUGUCCCUCGCUUUGUCCAGACCUCGAUCAGGGCUCCCUUCACCACUAAUCUCACCUUCAACAAACCCCCCGAAUUCAUGCCACUCCAGCCCCAAAGCCUCCUUGUCCUCCAUUUGGGCUUCAGUUCCAGAGCAGAACCAGAAGCGCAAGGAACCAGACCGCGUCAGCACAUGCUCCUCGGCUAGCGAGCAGUCCCAGCACAGCAACGGGAGUGAAAGCAGCAGCAGCAGCAGUAGCGGCAUGUCCACCAUGCUGGUGACACAGGACUACGUGGCUUUAAAAGAGGACGAAAUCAGUGUGCAUCAGGGUGAGGCUGUGCAGAUCCUGGCUUCCAACCAGCAGAGCAUGUUCCUGGUGUUCCGAGCUCCCACAGAACAGGGCCCGGCAGCUGAGGGCUGGAUCCCCGCCCAUGUGUUGGGCCACACCUCCGUCCGUGCCCCCGACUACACCAACAGCACCCUCAAGAAGUCAUCGUCAUGGCACACAGCGUUGCGCAUCCGCCGCAAAUCAGAGAGGAGAGAAAAGGAGGGAAGGAAAGAGUGUCGGCAGGAGAAUAAGGUUUCUGUAAAGCUUUUAAAUCCGAACUACAUCUAUGACGUUCCGCCCGAGUUUCUGGUGCCGCUGAGUGAUUUGGUGUCUGAGAGCGGAGAGUGUGUGACCUUGCGCUGUAAGGUUGGAGGUCAGCCGAGAGCCUCAGUUUCCUGGCGAGGACCAGAUCAGACCACGCUGAGUGACGGAGGACGAUACACGCUGACACACAGCGAGACCGGUGAGGUUACCCUGUGCAUUUCACCUGUUACCAUAGAGGACAGCGGGCCCUACACUUGCACCGCCGUCAACGACGUCGGGACAGUCACUUCAUCCGCCUGCCUCAGGGUGCAAGGUACCUACAGUGAUGGAGUCAUCUGGAAGGAGAAUUUUGAGUCGCUCUACACUGAAGUGAUGGAGCUCGGGAGAGGCAGAUUCUCCGUGGCUAAGUGGUGCGAGCAGCAAGGUUCACGACGCUCAGUGGUAGCGAAGCUGGUGAACAAGAAGCUGAUGCGUCGUGAUCAGGUGAUGAGGGAGCUGAACAUUCUUCAGUGCCUACAGCAUCCCAACGUUGUGGGCUUGCUUGAUACGUUCGAGACCAACACCAGCUAUGUGCUCGUGCUGGAAAUGGCUGAUCAGGGUCGUCUCUUGGACUACAUUGUGAGCUGGGGGAACCUGACUGAGGAGAAGGUGGCUCUCUACCUGCGGGACAUAUUAGAAGCUUUACACUACCUACAUACCUGCAGAAUAGCUCAUCUUGACCUGAAGCCCGAGAAUGUAGUGGUGGAGCAGGCAUCUGUUCAUUCUGUUGUCAAGCUGACGGAUUUCGGCGAUGCCAUGAUCCUAUCUUCUUCCCCCUACAUCCACCCUUUGUUGGGCAGCCCUGAGUUCAGCGCACCUGAAGUGGUGCUGGGUGAGCCAGUGGCUUUAACCUCUGAUCUCUGGAGCGUGGGUGUCCUGGCAUAUGUGUUGCUGAGCGGUGCCUCCCCAUUCUUAGAUGAGAGCGCAGAGGAAACGUGCCUCAAUAUCUGCCGUCUGGACUUCAGCUUCCCUGAAGAUUAUUUUGGAGGUGUGAGCAGAGCAGCGCGUGAUUUUGUGCGUUUGCUAUUACACUCCGAAGCAGCCAGGCGACCCUCAGCUCAGGUCUGCCUGCAGGGUGAGCCAUGGCUCCGUCCACAAGCUGCCUCGAGUUUGGUCCGUCUUGACACAGCACGACUCGUGGCCUUCAUUGAAAGGCGCAAGCACCAGAGUGACUUGAGGCCAAUGGAUAACCUGAGGACAUUUUUAAGAAGCCGGUUGCUGGGUAAGGCAUGACGGAGCCUGGAGGGUUCUCCCUAAAGACCUGGUUCUCUUCUAUAGAGUGAUGUAAUGGUGUGAUGGAAAUGGGUUCCUUGUGCAGGUAUGAGGAGCCUACAGCAAAAAGGAAGCCUGGAGCUCGGAAGGACCCAUGAGGGUGGACAAAUCAAAGGAGCAAGAGGCAACCUGUAACUCAGCCUUCAGUCUGAGUGAGCCAGUGAUUAAUCCCCAGCAAUCACCUCAUCCCUUCGAGAGGUUCUUUCUCAAGUUUUUUUUUCCAUGAUGCGAAGCACACCUGCUUCUCUCUUGAAUACCUUGUGGAAAGUUCCAGGAAGAGGAACUGGAUUUCUCAGGUAGCUGAGAGGGAGUUUGGAAGAUGGAGGGAGCAUGGAGGAACUCGGAUGUCCAACAACCACCUCAUCCCCUGUCAAAAUUAUUGCGGAUAGUAUGGAGUCGAUCCCUGCAAACGCAAUAAUGCCUUGAGAUCGGAGACUUCUGACACUUUGGACGGGGGCAUUCCAAGAACCUUGAAAGCUCAACAGAAAGAAUAUGAGCGAAAAUCUUGCAUAAAUGGAAUCCAACUGGAAUCUUGUCCUCAUUUUUUUUAAAGCCACGUUCCAUGGUAAAGUGGCAUGUUGUUUGUACACUGCUGCUGCUGCUGCUGCUGACAAAACUCAGAUACUGUAACUGCUUCCCAACCCUUACAAACCAUUGGAUCCUGAAUUUGGAAACAAAUCCAAAUCACAUCAGCCUCAUGAUCAUAUCCUCUUUGUAUAAAAAAAUGCACAGAAGCACAAAUGACUUUUUUUGAGAGUUUUCUUCUAUGAGCCAGUAAAGGGCAAGCCUUUUGUUUUUGACAGUAUUUUGAAUCAGGUUGUUGCAGUACUGUAUAGCUGUAUUCAGGAAAGCAUUUUGUAUAAAAUAUGUAUAGAAGCACAUCAAAGGAGAUCUUUGAAGUUUUGGAGUACAAAAAAAUACAAGAUUAUAUAAAGUGAUAGAAAUGAAACUGGUUAAAUAUAAACUUCCCAUUCAUCUUGGAAUUAUUGUAGCUAUGGAUUCAUAAAGCACAUUUGAACAAGUUUUUUUUUUUCAGAAAUACUGAAAAUAAGAGCAACAAAUCCAUACGUUUUUUUUUUAAAAAUUCUAUUUUGUCCAUUGGAAAUAAAGAAACUGUAGCCACACCAGUUUACCUUGGAUGUUUCAGUAUUGUUUUUGACACACCUCGUUGAUUUCUCACCUUUUCACGUUACUUGAAUUUCCAUUGCCAUCAUAAAGGAGAAAUCCAUCCUGAAUGACUUUCACACUAAAUCUUUAUACUUCACAUGAUCUUCGAUGCGAACCUGGUUUUACUUAUAAGUAAACGUUUUUUGGCUUUGAGCUUUCCAGUCUAUUUUUUUAUUUUGUUUAAUGGUUUUCGACAUUACCCACAAUGCCAUUUGACUACCUACUGACAGUGAUUUCCCUUCGUGUCAUCCUUCCCUAAGGAGAGUGAUCCAGCAGUGUCCUUCAGUUUGUCUAGAUCUCUUACCUAGACAUCGUUACAUUCUGCUAAAAAAAUUUUUUUUUUAAUUCCAAAACUUCAACUUUCAUACUGUUGACAUCAUCACGCUCGUCUAACUAGCUGAGCUGAGUCUUUGUCAUGUAGCUCUGCUGCAUUCUGGAACUUGAAGUCCAAUGUUUGCUGUCUUCUCUACUUCUACAUUGAAUUUCUCAUUAAUACUGGUUAAAUUUUAAGUUGCUGAGAAAAGAAGCUAUUUUGUAUUGAUGAGCUAACAACAAACCCGACAGUUAUUAGUUAUGUUUGAAAUUUUUCUCCAACCGACAAAUUACUAAGUACAUCAGAAGCAUUCCAACAUAAACAUAGUUCAUGUGUUUCCUUGUUCCUGGUGUUUGCUAUUGAUUUUACCUGAUUAGCUUGCUCAGUAGCUUAGCAAGCAGACUGCUUUCCAGUUAUCACAGUGACAUGGUUAAUAAAUCUUCAGUUUUUUAAGAGACAGAAACCUUCAAUUUGUGAAGAGAAAUUGACAAGACAGUGUUACUUUUUUUUUUCAGAAAUGCAGUCAUGUAUUUGAUUUCAGAUGCUUUUGCAUUGGCUGAAGCAUACCUUUGACUUACCAGGUACACAGGAGCAUCACGUAAAUGUGCACUCGUAUUUUGUUGGAACUGUCUUUGUGCAAUGUUUGGGAUUUUUGUAGCUAUUUAUGAUAAGUGGUGUUAAACCUGCUGAAGUUGAGUAUGUGUAUAAGCCACUAUAAAUUAAUCUCAGAUGUGUUUGUGGCUCUUUCUUGCAAAGUUUCCUGUGUUUAGUAUUAUUUUGUGGAAGCUACGUUGUUUGUAUCUAUGUCACACUUGUUUAUGUUACAACUUCUCAUUAUUCUUAUACCAAAGUUAACCUACACAUGAUUUCAGAGUAAUGAUUAAAAAAAUGAUGCAGGCAUUUAUGGACAUUAAUCUUUAUUUAUUGUCUUGUGUAUUUUUUAAAAUUGCUAAGAUAAUUAAAGCUAGACAGCCUUUCGAUUUCAUAAAAUCGGUGAAAUUUAGUUCCCUCUGAAAUUUGGUCAUUGUGAUGUAUGUUUAUUUCUGUAAUAUCUCACAAAAUAUCAGGCCAUUCUGUGGCUGGGAAGUUUUUUAAUUUGAGGGUAUUCCCAAGCAAAUAAUGUGCAUGAAAUCGCUCGCUUCGCACAGUCAAGCGGACAGAGGAAGUCCGUGUGCGCGCGCAUGCACAGGUUUACCUUUGACCGUGCACUGACAGUUACAUCAUUCUGUCGUUAAACAAACAGCUGAUCACACCGAGGUGCUCACUGACCAUCGAUAUUUAUUAGUUUGGUCCUGCGUUUCCUUUCCUUCGCAACAUAAUGUGCUUCUUUCUUCUCGCUUUCCAUUACUGUAGUGGGUCUUUCACGUUUCAUUUGCGUCCUCCAUUUUUCUCUCCUGUUUCAAAUUUGUAUCCCACGAUGCCUUGCACGAAUGGGGAAAGCCCACCACAUCAUGCAUGAUGUAGUAUCUUGAAUUGGGUCAUGGUGAAGCAGGAAAAAAUAGUGGAGAAUUUAGGGCCACGUGGCCCGAAAUUAAUUAAUUGUUCUAUUUUUUUUUUUAAAUGAAGAAAAUUUAAAGUCUGUGAUUUGAAUUCAGUAGCUUUUGGUCCACUAAACACAAAUAAUCGGGUGUCAGCGAAAAUUCUUUUUAUGACCUACACUUGAAAAAUCUGAAAGGCAGUCUACCUUUAAAGUAGUGCUACAUCUUAGAAUCAUUUCAACACAUUCUCCAAGCAUUUUAAUAUUUGUCCUUUUAUAAAAAAACAUAAAGAUGUAUAUUUGCAUGGGUAAAUGAUGUCUUUUACUUCAAGAUUGUAAAACCCAUCAGGGCUAAUAUCUAAUUAUAGUUGUUUUAAUGUUGUUUAGUUCCUGUUUAAAGUUGGGUUUGUCGUGAUUUUACUGAAUUUUACGCUGCCAGUAAGCAUGGGUCAACACAAGGUUAGUUUUUUGUUUUGUUCUAAUUUAUUUUGUCAUCAAGUAUAGCUGUACAGAUUCAAAUAACCAUGGAGACCCGUGUAGCUAUGUCAUAUUUUAUACAUGCAGUUAAAAUUCCACUUCGAAUGGCUCUUGCAUUUGUGUGUAAAUUUCUUUGUACAUAAACCAUACGUUUGCACAUUCUGUGCUGUACAUAUUUUAUUGAGAUUAAACACAUAAAACAUUUUAUUGGUAA
Messenger RNA from Neoarius graeffei (lesser salmon catfish), 12473 nucleotides. RefSeq names its product triple functional domain protein-like. Gene Ontology annotation, molecular function: protein binding; protein kinase activity; guanyl-nucleotide exchange factor activity. The transcript is spliced from 57 exons. Lineage: Eukaryota; Metazoa; Chordata; Actinopteri; Siluriformes; Ariidae. Gene Ontology annotation, biological process: protein phosphorylation. Bases 12 to 8786 code for a protein of 2924 amino acids. Gene Ontology annotation, cellular component: cytoplasm. The record is from RefSeq and is a predicted model, not a curated record.